CGUUUUUAUUUUGACUCUACGUCACGGGUUUCUAACCAAACGCGGGGGGCGAUGCGAAAUUUGAAAUGUGCGAGCUAGCGAGCUAGCCGCUAGCAAACGCCUCGAAUGUACAGCGAUCGUUUUUAUUUUUCCUAAAGACCAUGGCGUCGUAUCAUCAUUUAUUACGCGAAAAAACACCACGGUUUGAAUCUCCCGCUAAGGUGUUCGCCAAACUCAAGUCGAAGGUGCAGAGAGAAGAGACCGAGGAGGAGACUUUUAGAGGCAACGACCCGCGCUGCAACAACAGGGACAAACACGUAACUGUUUUUAUGUCACCGACGAAGCGAGCAGAGAGCACCUGGAUCACCGAGGAGUUUAAGGAGAAUCGCAGGUGUGCUUCCUAUCGCGAUGAAGCCCAGGCCUUGACGCUCUCGCCUAUAUCGAGUCCUCAGAAAACCCCCCGGCAUUCAGAAAUGAUCAGCAAGCAAGUGGAGGAAAUGCGUCCGGUUAUAGGAACCGGUCAUGAAUGCACACCGAGGAAGAGGGCUUUCCUCGAGUCGACAGCAGUGUCGAGCAGAGGGGCCUCUGCUGCCGUCAACAGAGCAGAGCAGAUCCACACGCAGGCGCCUCACAUCGGAGACCCGGGUGCCUUCAAGGUAACCAGCAGGACUCCAGUAAAGGUGCAGCCAGAGGACGGUGACCUUGAAAGCAGCGUGUUUCUGGAAGGGUGUGCUCCUCCUGACAAACUCGGGCCUCCAGCCUUCACGUUCUCGCCCAUGAGAAAGAAGUUAAAGCGAGAUCGGGAGCUGCGGGAGUUGAACAGACUCGUCAGCGAUGAACCCAGAGGUCCGCAACAAGAGAGGAAAACCUCCAGUGCUUCCAAUGGGGGCAACAACGCUUGCACUGAGAGUUUGGGUAAAGUCAGAUGUUUAUCUGCUGACCCAUCCGAGGUGAACCAAUUCACCCAUGAAGCCGUGUUCCCAUCACCGAGAUCCAUCGCAAUGAAACGUUACCAUGUUCCUUUGGAAAAAACACUUCCAAUGUCUCCAGCUAAGCUGUUUGCUUACAUGAAGAAGAGGGAAAGUCAAACGAAGCAGGAGAAAGUUGAGAAAGUCAGCAGCAUCACAAGGGAUCUCUUCGAUCCGAGUGAAUUCCAUCAGUGCGGAGACACGUUGUCUCCGUCCACAGUUCACAACACGGGCGAGGCGGAGGACAGCGCUUUAAGAAGGGCUCCAGAAAGUGUGGCUCCUGUUGUCCGGUCCAGAGCCGAGUCAGCUGGCAGCGCAUCGGACACGGAUCCCUCGGAGGAAGGUUUGAGCCAACCUUUACUGAUGGAGGACCCGCUCGUCCUCAACACGCCACAAAUCUCCAUACCAAAGAAGCAGGAGGCUGUGUUCAAGCGAAAUAAAUGGCGCCAGGGCACAAAGUUCCCAAAUGAGAGUGUGAUUUAUCUCGAAAAGUGGUUUCUGAGGAAGAAUCACAAGGGCCUGUUUGUUGAUGGAAUCCACCGCGAGGAAAGGAUACCAUGGAACAGUAACAUCGUUGUGGACAGAGUCUCUAAUAACGUGGUGAAGACUGUCUCCGGCAGGAUUUACGUCCUGGUCAACAGGAUGAAAAUGAGCUCUGACUCAGGGUUACCCAAGUGGCUUUUGAAGAAGUUUGCCAACGGAUUUCCUCCAGACUGGGACGCCCUUUACAAGAGAUUUCUGUCCGGCGCAAGCGACAACUCCAGCAGAAAACCCGAGAGGAACAGUCAGGGAAAAGGCGUCGCGUCAAAGACUAAAUCCGAGGCGUCCUCCAUCGUCGCCGCUGUGAAGCGACAUAGGAACAUUUCUCCAAAGACGCCCGAUCCUCUUCCUGACCCCCCGUCUCGUCUCAACGUGUCCCGAAGUGGUCGCGUGAUCAGGCCACCUCUGGAAUAUUGGAAAGGAGGGAGAGUCAUUCUGGAUGCACACAUGAAUGUGACCAUCCACGAAUGUUAUGAUACCUCCAUCCACAUGCCUGUCUCUAAAACCUCGUCUGCGAGAACAUCACGGAAACCCGUCUGCGUGUUGCUGCCCUGCAGUGAAGGCCGUCAGCAAUGUGAAUCCAACGGCGAGAAAGAAGAGUCGGUGCUACGGAGAAGGGUCAAAGCUCCCUCGCGCAAACACAACGGCGCCCAAGUGAGAGGCGAGAAGAGGCCCUCCUAUUUACCCCAAACUCCCGCGGAGACCCCCCCGAGCCCUAAGGAUUGGUCUGGCAGACAAACGAGGUCCCACCGAACUCAUCCGGCUGCAGAGAAAACGAUGCAUGUGGACCCUGUCCCUCAAAAGCAAAGGGAACCGCAAAAGCCUUCAACAAAGAGGUCACAAAAACAAACGCGGGACACCACGAGGGCUGCAGCGAGGGUCUCGGGUAGGGAGCGGACCGUCCCAGCACCCCGAGGAUCAGCUGGUGAUUAUGGAUCAUCAACGUUGUCCGAGGAUGGGGUCAAUAGGGGAAAGAACUCUGGGAAAGAAGUGCACGGAAGGAGAGGCUGUAGAAAUCUUGACAAGUGCCGGCCGAGCUACAUGUUCCCGUCGAGCGACUCAUCAAAUUCCUCUGAGUUUGAGAAGGAACUGGAAAAGAAAACCAAAGUAACGCAAACGAAACACAAACAGAGAAAAUGCACAAAGUCUUCAUCUCCCACAAAGUCUUUGCCUAAGUUGACACGGUCCAGCAGGGCGAACAAAGCGAGCGCACCGGUUCGACGAGAUCAAGAUGCCGACGGGUGGACAGAGGCGGAGCUUAUGAAGCUACAGGAGGCCGUGUCCUGCCAUCCUAAGGGCGGGGCAGGCUACUGGGCAAAGGUGGCGAGGAUGGUGGGAACGCGUUCUGCAGAGGAGUGCCACUUCCAGCACACAUGCCAGGAAACCUCCCACACGCCUCCGAAGAGAGCCAAGAAACCCAACAAGGUCAAGUUGGAAGCGCCUAAACAUACAGCUGUAAUCUCUGCAGAUCAUCCGGUGAUAUCUGCACGACUGGGAACCUUAAAGAGAAAACAGCAGGUGCGUCAGUUCCUGGAGGCCAUGCCCCGAGAAGAUGUUGAGGACGUCUUCAGCUCUGCGUACAUGCAGAACAAACGUUAUGAGAUGCCCUCCAUGUGCCCGAGUGACCAGGACUUCCCAUUGUCAGAAAUGGUGCCACAGACACCCAUGUCGACAGGUUUCCCUGAAGUGAAGACUCCUCGUUGUUUGCAAAUCACUCCCGGCAUGAUGGGUUCCCCAAACAGGACCAAUGGCGACAAGUUGGUCUAUAACCUCCAGAAGAGGAUGAAAAAAAAUCGGUUUAACGCCUGCAAACCGGCUGCUUCGAGCUUCACACCCACGCCAUCCGUUAAGCGAACAAUGAGGAGAUGUGGUAACACGGAAAAUGACACCUUUCACGUUUGGGAGAUGUUCCCGGGGAAUGAUGGUGCGCUGCCUGAAAGCGAUGAGGAUGAGGAUUUUUACUACUUGGACAACGCGUGAUUUGCGCUGAAACAUCACAUCUCUCAACAAAAAAAAUAAAAUGGUUUUGCAUAAACUAAAAUCAAUACAGUACAUAUAUAUAAAUUUAUUUUUUCUUUAAAGCCAUAGUUCUAAUGGUCAGUUGUUACUAUACUUUUAAUAAACAUUCUUUUUUUUUUUUCAACAUCCUGUAUUCUCACUUUCUAAUGACCUUUUUUUAACACAUCAUAUUGGGUUGGGACAGAAACGCUGCGCAGAUGUCUGUGUGUCCUUCUGGUAUCUGAGCCAAUUUAAAUAUUUGUUGUUACGCCUGCUGAUUGUGCUGAUUUAUAUUUAUUUAAGUUGUUGUUGUUUCCCCUCCGUUACAGGAGAUCCUUUGACAAUUUUGGUGAGACCUUUUUUUCAAAUACUGUAAUGUCUUUUUAUUACCUUUUUAUUAACACACUUUAUUUAAUGUGUUUGUCGUACUAUACGAUUACCCCUUUUAACAUUUUGUAAAAUUAGCCCAUGCAGAGGUCAUGGAAAGAUGUGAGGGAGAAUAAGGACUCUGAAAUAAAAACACAACCUUGGUUCUGGUGCAAAUUGGAGGGAAUGUUUUUAGCAAUUAUCAAAAGAAUAGAAUAGAAUAAAGCCAGCAGAAUCAGCUGAGGAUGUCUCGAACAACAAACUAUGCUGUGAAGAAUAAAACAUUACAGCCGCAUUA
This is a messenger RNA of Gasterosteus aculeatus aculeatus (three-spined stickleback), 4149 nucleotides long. It is a transcript of the gene mis18bp1, whose product is annotated as MIS18 binding protein 1. The record is from RefSeq and is a predicted model, not a curated record. Gene Ontology annotation, cellular component: chromosome, centromeric region. NCBI's taxonomy places the organism in Eukaryota, Metazoa, Chordata, Actinopteri, Perciformes, Gasterosteidae.